Terrapene triunguis (Three-toed box turtle) is the source of this 891-nucleotide messenger RNA. RefSeq names its product interferon-inducible GTPase 5-like. Gene Ontology annotation, cellular component: membrane. The record is from RefSeq and is a predicted model, not a curated record. The annotation marks the transcript as partial. Gene Ontology annotation, molecular function: GTP binding; GTPase activity. The transcript has a single exon. Lineage: Eukaryota; Metazoa; Chordata; Testudines; Emydidae.
UCCUGCACCCGCUUCAAAUACCAGGAUAUUCAACUCGCCCAGGAGAUCCAGAGACUGGGGAAGAAGUUUUACUUUGUGCGCUCCAAGGUUGAUCAGGAUUUGACAAAUGAAAAACGACACUAUGAGGAGGAGGGAAUCCUGAAUCAGAGCAAUGCUUCCGUGAAAAGUCCAUCUCAGUACAGUGAGAGUGCGAUACUCAAUACUAUCAGAGAGGACUGCAUCGAAGGCCUGGAAGCAGGAGGGGUGGCCUCCUCACGGGUUUUUCUUGUAUUUAGAGGGGACUUAGGCAAAAACGAUUUUCCCAAAUUGCAGGAAAAGCUUGUGGAUGAGCUCCCCAGUCACAAGAAACUCGCUCUUCUACGAUCCCUGUCCCAUGUUUCUAAAGAAACUUUGGAGAAGAAAAAAGAACAACUGCAAACGCAGAUAUGGUGGAAAAGUCUGGUGUCAUGUGGCAUCGCUGCUGUCCCUAUCCCCGGUCUCUCCAUUGCUUGUGAUGUUGCCAUGCUGGUGACGUCCCUGAAAGAGUACUGCAGGGACUUCAGCCUUGAUGAAAACUCUCUCUCUGCACUUGCUAGACGGACUAAGGUUCCCAUUGCAGAGCUGAAGGCCGUUAUAAAGUCCCCACUGAGUGAAAAAAUAACAAAAGAUCUUGUAAUUGAGAUACUGACGAAGUGCACAGCCGGGGCAGUGCAAUAUUCAACAAUUGCAUUAAAAUUUAUACCUGUGGUAGGAUCUGUGGUAGCUGCAGUAGUUGCUCUCCCUACCACAUACUUCAUGUUGCAGAAUUUCCUGGAUGCUGCUGCUGCUGACACUGUACGAGUUCUGGAGGUGGUUAUGAAGGGAGCCAUUUCAAACUUAGAGAAAAAGCGCAAAAACACCCGAACCCCCUGA